This is a messenger RNA of Archocentrus centrarchus (flier cichlid), 2634 nucleotides long. RefSeq names its product putative leucine-rich repeat-containing protein DDB_G0290503. The record is from RefSeq and is a predicted model, not a curated record. The coding region runs from base 214 to 2301 and encodes 695 amino acids. NCBI's taxonomy places the organism in Eukaryota, Metazoa, Chordata, Actinopteri, Cichliformes, Cichlidae. The transcript has a single exon.
UGACGUCAACAUUCCAGCUGCAUCAAAGAACCCCAAGCCUUUAAAUGGAAGUAACCAAGAGAAAUUUUUAAGAAACGGGUUUUCAGGUUGGUCAGUGUGUGUGUGUGUGCGCUUGGGACACUCAGAUAUUUAGCAUCAGAUACAAAUCCUUUGGAAACAUCUGGAAAUAUCUCAAUCUUUUUAAAGAGCCAAAUAUAUCAGAAUUUGAAGAAAAUGUCUCAGCACCCAGAACAGAGAGAUUACACUGACCCUCUUCACUGCAGUGGUCAGCCAAAUGACCCAGAAGACACUGACGCCCUCAUAAAUGCAUUUAAUCGCCUUCAGAAAGAAAAUCAAGACCUGCACAAUAUGAUCAAACAAAUGCAGGAGGAGAAGGACAGAAACAUCAAGGACCAAAAUGAGCAAUCUGGAGAAAUUUCCCAAGAGGACCAAUCAGUUAAAGAUCCGCAGCACCAAGCUAACCUGCAGAUCAUAAAUGAAGGUUGGAGAAUAAUGCUAAGCAGAGCACAGAAGCAAAUAACACACUUGAUGCUUGAGCGAAAACAUAACAUCCAACAAAUGCAGUCCAGGACCCAAGAAGUGGAAGAGCUACAGUACAACCUCCAAGACUUGAAGGAAAGAUAUGAGGAGAAGACAUACAAGCUCCAAAACCUGGAAGCUAAACACAAGGAGACACUACGCAAGUUUCAAGACUUGCAAGAAAUACAUGAUGAGACACUACACCAACUCCAACAAAAGGACACAUUAGCUGAGGAGACGCAACACCAGCUUCAAGACUUGACAGGAAGAUAUGAAGAGAUGCAAGACAAACUCAGAAGCUUGGAGGCCAUACACAAAGACACACAACACAAGCUGGAGGAGAAGAUCAGAGAGCUGCAGGCCCAAAAUAAACACUCGGGAGAACUUUCCAAGCAGGACCAAUCAGAUCAGGAGAUGCAAUACAAGGCCAAGUUGCAGAUCAUAAAUGAAGGUUGGGAAGGACUGCUUAAGAAAUCGCAGCAGGAAGUUAUACACUUGUUGGAAGAGAAGAAAGAGAAGAACAAAAAACUAAGAGAAAUGACCCAAGAAAUGGAAGAGCUGCAAUACAACCUCCAAGACUUGGAAGAAGUACACAAAGAGACAAAAUACAACCACCAAAAACUGCAACAAAAACACAAUCAGACACUACACAAACUCCAAAAACUGGAAGCAGGAGCUGAAGAGACGCAAUACCACCUUCUUGAAAGUGGCAAGAAAAUUAAAAGUUUGCAGGUAAAACUUUAUCAAACAGUGCAACAAAAUAUAGAAAAACGAAAAGAGAAGCAACAACAGGAAGCUGAACAUAGAGAGAUGGAGAUCAACCUCAAAGACAUGGAGACAAGAUAUGAGGAGGAGAUAUCCAAGCACCAACAACUGAAAGCAGCAGCUGAAGACACACAACACCAGCUUCUAAGUUUGCAGGUAAAAUUUGAUCAAACACUGCAACAAAAUAUAAAAAUACGAAAAGAGAAGCAACAACAGGAAGCUGAACAUAGAGAAAUGGAGAUCAAGCUCAAAGACAUGGAGACAAGAUAUGAGGAGGAGAUAUCCAAGUGCCAACAAUUGGGAGCAGCAGCUAAAGCCACACAGCACCAGCUUCUAGCAAGGAAGAAAGAAAAGGAAGCUCUGCAGGUAAAACUUCAUGAAGCACUGCAAAGAAAUGCAGAACUGCUCCAAGAGAAGGAAGAAAGGGAAGAACUGCAGAGAGAGAUGCAACAUGUUCUGCAAGUCUUUGAGAAGAAAAAUACUGAACUCCAAGUAUUAUAUGAUGAACUCAAAGACAAAAAUGUUGCAGUGGAGGAAGAGAAGCUAAAUCUGGAGAAAAUCUGCAAUAAGACGAAGUGUAAGCUGCAAGAAAUGAUUGAAAAAACCCCAGAACUGCAAGGACUCUGUGACAUACAGAGCAGAAACAAUGAACUGCAGAAGGCACAACAUGAGAAAAUGCAUGAAGACAUGCAGUGUGCUCUUCGUGAAAUGCAGAGGAGAAAUGAGCAGUUACAAGACAUGCAUGCCAAACUAGAACAAAACAAUAAAGACAUGCACGAGGUAACGAAGGCACAGGAAGAGCAAUGUAAAGAACUGAAGGAAAAGAAUGCAGAAAAUGAGAAAAAGUUGGAAGAUCUUCAGAAAAUAUGCAUAAAGCUUGACGAGGUGAAUAAAGAAAUUGUUUCUGACAUGAAAAACCUCAUCCUAGAAAACCAAGAAUUACAGGAACGCUGCCGGAAAAAGAAGAGAAAUGGUUGCUGGUUUAAGAGAUUCUGCUGCUUCUCCAGCUCAACCUGAAGACCAAGAGCCUGCUCUUCCUCCACCCUUCAUCCAUCUCCUUCCUGUUCACCUCUCCCCUCUGCUCAUUUCUUCAAUUGGUCACAACAUUCACCACCAUGUCCUAAACAUCACAUUUAUAUACAACUAAAUAUGUCAUUGAACUUAUUAGUGGUAGGUUGAACACACGCCUCCCAACCGGUCACAGCAGAUGGCUGCCCCUCCCUGAGCCUGGUUCUGCUCGAGGUUUCUUCCUUUUAAAAGGAAGUUGUUCCUCGCCACUGUCGCCAAGUGCUUGCUCACAGAGGAUCUUCUGAUUGUUGGGGGGCUCUUUAAACCAAACACUGAUUCUCU